UUUUUUUUUGUUUUUUUUUGGUUGGUUACUGUUGCAUGUACAAAAUGUGCAGUGCCUGGAUCUCCUCCUACCCUUAAAAAAAGAAAAAAAAGAAGAAAAGAAAUUCUAAGGAGUAGUGAUGAUCAGGAUGCUGGCUUAGGCAACAUGGUGGAGUGGUGUUUACCUCAAGAUAUUGAUUUGGAAGGCGUGGAAUUCAAAUCCAUGGCAAGUGGGUCCCACAAAAUCCAGUCAGACUUCAUUUAUUUCCGGAAAGGGCUCUGUUUUGGCCUGGCCUGCUUUGCCAACAUGCCUGUGGAGAGUGAGUUAGAGCGUGGUGCCCGUAUGAAGUCUGUGGGGAUUCUGUCUCCUUCUUACACCCUGCUUUAUAGGUACAUGCACUUCCUGGAGAACCAGGUCAGACACCAGCUGGAGAUGCCAGGGCACUACUCCCAUCUAGAGGCAUUCUAUGACGACAAGAAAGGUGUUCUCCCUGAUAGCAAAGGCACCACCACCUCCCAGCAGCCGGUCCACUGGCUGCCGUCCAUCCACAGAUACAUGUAUCCUGAGAUGAAGAUCACACACCCUGCUGGCUGUAUGUCUCAGUUCAUCAAAUUCUUUGGUGAGCAGAUUCUUGUCCUCUGGAAGUUUGCCCUGCUGCGCAAGCGCAUAUUGAUAUUUUCACCACCCCCAGUUGGAGUUGUCUGCUACAGAGUGUACUGCUGCUGUUGCCUUGCCAACGUUUCUCUACCUGGUCUUGGAGGAACUGUCCCAGAAUCCAAACCAUUCUUCUAUGUGAAUGUGGCAGACAUAGAAAUGCUGGAGACAGAAGUAUCAUAUGUGGCCUGUACAACAGAAAAGAUCUUUGAGGAGAAACGCGAUCUUUAUGAUGUCUACGUAGACAACCAGAAUGUGAAAACACAUCACGAGCAUCUGCAACCACUCCUGAAAAUUAACAGUGCUGACAAGGAGAAAUACCGACGGCUUAAUGACCAGAGGCAGAUGUUAAUGUAUUCUCAAGAGGUGGGUGAGGACUGUAGCUCCUGUGAAGAGGAUCUUUUCAUCUUGUUUUUUAUGGAGCAGAACAACCGCAUAUUUCAGACACUGAUGGAGGUGUCAGCCAGCCAGGACAAGACCCUGACAGCUGACCACGCACGAGGCAUGGGCCUGGAUCCCCAGGGGGAUCGAAGUUUCCUUAUGGACCUACUGGAAGUGUAUGGCAUUGAUGUUAUGUUAGUCAUUGACAACCCCUGCUGCACUUAAACCAAGAGGAAGAGAAACGGGGAGCAAAGAUCACUUUUUAAAGACUACCAGACACUGCUUAGGAGCAUCACUGGAACUCACCACGGCCACUGGAUGGAUCUCAUUUUAUUUAAUAACUUUAUAUGGAAAGUAUUUAUAAUUUAAAAGAAAAUGUGAUUCUAUUUUUACCCCCUUGAUUUCCCCAAAGAGUACCCACUCCAGGUUUUUUGUUUGUUUGUUUUCAUCUCCUAUUCUUUUUCACUUGUGUUUUUUGUUUUGUUUAGAUAGGACCAAGUGGCAUCUCUGCACCAACCCUCACUGGUGCCAGUGAGCUAGGUUUUUGCCUACUCUGGAUGCGUGAGGGCUGAAGACUUCAGGAAAGCACUUUGUCUGAUGGGGACCAAUGUGAAAUGCUGCCGCUGAGCUCUCAAGACUUGGCUGGAAAACUCUACUGUCAUUCCCUCUUCCACUUGACUGAAGAGAGUUUCAGCACAGGCUAUUAGUGUCCCAGUAUCAUAAAACAUCUCCUGUUCCACCAUGUUUACGGGUGAGGACAGGUAAACAAAUGAUGAAGACCAGGACUCCUUUAAACACUCCUCACCAAACUUUUAGCAGCUGAAGUGGAAGAAAGCCACCCUUCCUCAUCAAUGACUGAAACAAAUUUGGGAUGAGGGGGUGCUAUAGGAUCUUAUGACUUUGCUUACCAGAGUGGCACUGUUUCAUUUCCAGCAUUUAAUACAAACAGUCUAUAAGACUAUACUUGCCUAUCUCACAGCUGGAAAAGAGCACUAUCUCUAUUUCAUCCCUCCUUCCACUUCCUCUGGUUUUCAGUUGUAUUGAACCUGCUCAUUUGGGUUAAUAUCUUCAAACCAGCAAGAUGUCCUCACAAAACCACUGAGUCGCCUCAGUGCUAUGCUCGCCAGCCUCAGUUCGGAUGAUGCUGGGCAGGAUCACUUUGAAGAAGUAUGCCCCUAACUAAUGUCACUAGCUCUUCCUUUGUAGCAGACAGUACUUGCCACUCCUUUGUUUCAACACUGUCUGCCACUCCUCCUUUGUCCAGCAGCCUUCAGAACUGCCUCCUCUGUCCUUGUCAUUGAGUAUGAGACAGAAAGCAGUAUGUGACCUUCUAGCUGGAAUGACUUUAAGGCUUAUAGGAGGUUCCCCUGGAAUUUGGUGUUGCUAAUUGGCUGGAAGCAAUGGCUAACAGUAAGCCUUUUUCUACCUGGACACACCAGCAUUUUCUCAUUCUUUUGCUGGGGAAAGAGCAGAAUUCAGUUUAUACAGGGCCAGAGGUUUCCUGCAGAAAGUCUAUGCCUGUGAAGGGUAAUCCUUUUGCCACGCAAAGUCCAAGAAUGGAACUAUGGUUGUAGGUGUGACAUAGUAUUUUGUCCAAAAUCCUUUAGCCAGUAGUAGCAUCAGCUUUAAGCUAACUGUUCCUUCAUGAACUACCAUUAUAGCUACUUAGUUGCUCCCUCUACCGUAAGGGACUUCAGCACCUUAGAGCCUGUCUGCAGUUUGUAGAAAUGCAAACUGUAGCUAGUGUUAUACAUUUACCACAGCAUUUUAUACAAUGAGACAGCAGCUGAACCUCUGAUGUCUCACCUGAUAAUUCUUCUUAAAAAUAAGUGAAGCAAGUGUUCCCCAAGUGGACUUCUUAUGGAUUGUGUCCCUCUGCAGGGAAAGAGGUUGGCAUUUUUUUCUUGAAGGCUAUCUGCAGCAAAGGAAUAGUUUUGCUUGCUGUGGAUUCAGAAGUUUCAAUGAGAUGUGGGAAUCAGAGGCCUCACAAGAUUUAUUGCACAGUUCAUUGGUAUGAACUUAAGCGGAUUAUGUUCUCGUGAUCUGUUUCCAAACAGUUGCUCCCCGUCUUGCUUUUCAGGACUUGGAAUGCUUUUCUACAGGGGAAAACACUGUUGCUUACACUGCCAGUUUUGGUGGGUUUUGUUUGUUUGUUUUUCAUUCAGGAAAGGUUUUGUUUUUAGAUUGACACCCAUGGUAUAAAAGUGACUCACCACCUCUAUGCCUUCUAGCUUCCACUUCAAUUCUAACACUCUGUCUGCAGUGAAGACCUCUGGGGACGUUUGGCAUACAUCAUAUUGCUGUGACUUCAUUUCCUUCAGAUAUUAAAAAAAAAAGAACUGAAACUACUUUCCAACAAUUCUUUUCAUUUUCUGUGUAGCUUAGCUGUGAUCAGCUGUUGAUGACUUUCUGUUCUCUUUGGUAUUAAUAAUUCUUUUGCUGAACCAAACAGGAACAAACCUUUAACUUGUCAUGGAAGUUCCAAAGCCUCAAAGUUUUUCUAACAAACUGCAUUACAGCACCUUGUUCACAAGCUGCCAGAACAUCAGGGCCAUGAGACAGCAAGCAGAACCUCCUGGCUUGAUCAUUUAACUUUUAUUUAACCUCUGCUUUUCAGAAACUAGGUCUUCAGUUGUCAGCCAGAGUGUGGGUGCAGUAGCAGCAAAGCAAGCAGGUUACUGUAAAAGUAACAUUCACGUUGCAUCCCAGCUUGAUAGCUACAGCCCAUGUUGCUCUUGUAAUUUUGUUUCUCUACAGCUUUUCUUGGAAGGAAGUCAGAAGUAUCCAAAUAGAAAACAGAACAAAAAGACUUAUCUAUCCAAAGCCUUCCUCAUUUGUUUCUUUGCAAAUGAAACUCUUCAUCUGCAGUAUCUUUUCCUAAUACGAUACUGCUUUUACUUGAUGUUGCACACAGAAAAUCCUAGAUAGAGCAGUAUGAAAUACAAAAGAAUGGCUAUAGCCUGUGCCACUAAGACCUGUUUAACAGGCUGGUUUUGUUUCCUAGCUUUUGAACCAAUUUCACUGAAUUUUAUCUGUUCAGGAGCUAACUAACUGUUUUACUUUGAAUUAAAUACAGACGUUUUAAAUUCCCCUCCUUGGAAAUUAAUAGCUGCUUUUUUGAAUACUGGCAGCUGGAGGGGAGUCAGUUAUUUGAUAUAUUUUAAACUAAAAGAGAAAGAAAAGUAUGCCAUAAGGUAGGAUAUUGACAAGUACUGUAAGAUUUCUUUUCCAAUUAAAGUACUUUGCCUUUACAGUGGUGCCUUUACUCUCUUGGUAUGACAUCUCUGGUUGGUUGUAAGUGAUCAGAGGCCAGUUAAAUGGUGAUUCUAGAAACCAUGUCUACCCCGUGCCCCAGUAAACAGGCUGGUAUAUUUCUUUCUCCUAUUGCCUUCCUAGUACAGCAAUUACAGGCAAGAGCAAGAACUUCACAGUUGCAUCUUUAGUUGCACUAGACACGUGUAAUUAAGUAAUGAAUUAUUGUUAUUUUUACUAUCUGGAGUAGAGGGUAAAGCUAGUUUUUUUAAGUCUCAGUAGGUGAUAUACAGCAUUAGACAUUUAAAUCAUGAGAAAAUCUCACUGCAAGUGUAGGGCAAGCAGCAUUGAGCCAAAUACAGCUAAGAACAAUAGUGGAUGCUAGGAAGGAGGCACUGUACUGAAUUAGAUUUCAGAUUCAUCUUAGACACAUGCUAACACACUCUUUUCUAGCUUAAAUUAAGUAGUUACUUAAGUAGUUAGAGGUAAUGAUGACAUCUGUCAGAGGAAAAUGAGCUCUCCUACCCAGCAUUCUGAAGGGUAAAAGGAGGUUCACCUUUUCAACAAAGUAACUUUACUGUACAUGCUCACCAAGUAAAGCAGCGUUGCUAUUACAGUUCUUCCAUUUUAAGUGCCAAAGUUCAUUGGCAAGAAGUUAGGAGUAGCAAUGGCCCUCAUGGGGCAAAGGACAGACAUGCUUUGGGAGGGAGAAAGGGAGUGGUUUCUGAAACAGCAGGGCAAAAGUACUCUGCCCUCUUGUGUUUACAUAGCAUGCUAACUACCCUAAAUUCUCUCAUCACAGCUGAAACUUCUAAUUUAGUUGCUGUUGGUUUUGGGUUGUUUUUUUUUGUUUUUUGACAUCACAGAAUGGCCUAAUGGCAGCGAACUGGGAUUUCAGAUCCUGAUUAAUGCAGCAUGCCAUUCAAAUGGAAAUGACUAAUUGUGGUUAAAAUAAACAGGUGCCUUGGGCUGGUUCAUUAUUAGGUUGUUAUCUUCAUUUUUAGUUAUGAUACGCUCUUUUAAGCCCUUCUAGAAUGUAGUGUACGUUGAAGCCAGGAUAAAUGUUCUCACGGAGUGGGACCCAGUGUUCUCCUCCUCCUUGUCUUGGGGUUCAUACAAAUAAAGCUGUUUGUCUUGCUGCCAGAUAGAAACAUGAGAACAGAGUCCUUUCCUCUAUACUGUAGGUAGUAGGUUCAGCCUCCACUUAUUUUAUGUUACGAUUUCCUCACAUCUUUCCCUCUGAAUAUUGCAAUUCAGAUAUUUAGAACCACUUCAUACUGAGAGACCUCUGAAUUGUGAAGGAAGAGGAAAAAAAUCACUUGAAUGAUAUUUAAAUAAGCUAUCCAACUUGCAUUGAUAUAAGUAUUUAAGUAUCAGCCUGUAUUUCAGACUGGCCUUGGUACUUCAACAUCAGCACAGCAUUACCAGCACCAGGUCUGAAAAGAGCUCUUGGUUACCCUUGAGUAAAGAAUCACACUGUUCAGAAGCCAUGGAUCUGGUAGUAGGUAAGGGAGUGAAUCAUUUUCCCCAUAAAUGAUCCAGAUGAACCAGAAGCUGUAGGUAUCACUUAGCCCCUUUAAGCAGGCUGGUUGUAGUUACAAGAGCUCUGGUGUUAUUUGCAUCUCGCAGAUGUGUGGUUGUUCCCAUAGGCCUGUGGUGUGGCUGUGUAGUAGAAGUGCUUACUAAUACAUAGGUAUUUUUUAAAACAAUUAAAGCUUACCUUUUUGAAAUGGCUGCUGCCUUGUCUUUCCUGCUACUUGGGCAAAAACACUGCUGAUUUUCCUAUAGAAGCUUCAGCUUCAGGAAAAACUCAGUUGGCGAGAACUGCCCCUGAUACUGGCUGCAGAACAACAUUCCAGGUGUCUCCGUGGCAAGUAAAAAGAACAGAGCACAGCCAAUGUGUCUGAGUGACCCAGGGAGCUGCAGGGCACUUGUGAGUGCAGAUCAAAUAAAGACAGCUCGAUGCAGGCUCUGUAAGCAGCACUAUCAUUAAGAACAUCUAACAGGCCUCUGCUCUCCUGUAUCGUAGUCAAGAAAGGGUUUAAUGCUUAGCUAAUGAGUUUCUUCCCACUACAGCCAAGGAAAGGUCAGCAUGCAGUUUGGUUCCAGCAUCAACCAGAAAACCAAUCUGUUUCUGCCUUUUCAAAGAAUUUUGAUUUUAGCACGCUGACAGCAGAGGAUGCUGUUGCAGCAGCAUGCAGCCAGGAUGUUGUCUUAAAGAAAGUGAUUGGAAAUCAAUCCACUAAUGUCCUUACUUUGACUAUAGCAAAGAAUCAACAGAUGAAUUUAGACUAGGCAUGGAGACUAUGUACAAACACCAAUCACAUCAGGAAAAAAUAACAAUCAAUUGUUCUCAGGUAAACAAGGCAGAAUCAAGUAAGCUUGUAAGUUAUAAUAAAGCCAACAGAUAACCUUGCUGAAGUCAAUAACAUUUCCUUUCAGCAAUUAAAGUGAGACUAUUAAA
Messenger RNA from Meleagris gallopavo (turkey), 6730 nucleotides. The record is from RefSeq and is a predicted model, not a curated record. Lineage: Eukaryota; Metazoa; Chordata; Aves; Galliformes; Phasianidae.